This is a messenger RNA of Hibiscus syriacus, 747 nucleotides long. RefSeq lists its product as uncharacterized. The record is from RefSeq and is a predicted model, not a curated record. Bases 1 to 747 code for a protein of 248 amino acids. The transcript has 2 exons. NCBI's taxonomy places the organism in Eukaryota, Viridiplantae, Streptophyta, Magnoliopsida, Malvales, Malvaceae.
AUGAUUGCUAAUAUCAUAGGCAUGCUGCAAAACACGUUCUCUCUCAAAGACUUGGGACCCCUUAGUUAUUUUUUGGGAAUUGAGGUAAAACGGAGUAAUGCUAAUCUAAUGCUUAGUCAAAAGAAGUUUAUCUUGGAACUGUUGGAAAAUGAUGGCAUGAGGAAUGCUUCAUCGUGUGCCACACCAAUUAUUCUUGCACCUAAGUUGUUUGAGGAUGAAGAUCUACUAGCUGAUACUACUAUGUAUCGAUCCAUUGUUGCGUCAUUACUGUAUAUUUGUCAUACCAGACCCGAGUUUGCAUUCAACGUUGGAAAGGUGGCUCAAUUUAUGCAUGAGCCUCGUGAAAUUCAUCUAGUAACAGUAAAACACAUUUUGAGGUAUCUUGCAGGAACUGUGGACUAUAGGUUGAUGUUUUUGCCUUCUAAAUCGAAAUUUUCAGUUUUAGCAUUCGCUGAUGCUGAUUGGGGUGCAAAUAUCACUGAUCGUAGAUCGAUUUCAAUGUAUGGAGUGUUCCUUGACAAUCACUUAGUUGCUUGGAGUUCAAAGAAGCAAAAUUAUGUCUCUCAUUUAACGAUGGAGGCUGAGUAUAAAAGCCUAGUUGAUGUUAUUGCUGAAGUUACAUGGGUGGCUACUCAACAGCUGUGUGCAAACUAUGUCCCUGCAGCUCAUCAAGUGGUUGAUGGCUUUACUAAAACACUAUCUAAAGGCGCGUUUGAAUUAUUUCAAGGGAAGAUUGGAGUUCAAUAA